Molecule: messenger RNA, 4006 nt
Organism: Synchiropus splendidus (mandarinfish)
Lineage: Eukaryota; Metazoa; Chordata; Actinopteri; Syngnathiformes; Callionymidae
Product: sentrin-specific protease 3-like
Exons: 12
Coding region: 332-2020 (562 amino acids)
Biological process (GO): protein desumoylation
Cellular component (GO): nucleus
Molecular function (GO): deSUMOylase activity
Source: RefSeq, a predicted model, not a curated record
GCUGUUGUAGGUCUGAGCGAACCCGCAAUGCUACACUGUUCACUAAAAUGAAGUAGCGCUACCAUCAUAAUUGAUACACACGUCAUCGAGUGGUAUUAGCAUUGUCGUCGACUUAUAUAACAAAUCUCUGCGACGCUUCGGUUAUCGCGAAAGCUUCGCUUCCACACCUCAAUUCAUUGAAUGAAGUUUUAGCUUCCAUUAGCAUUUGUUUGGUUUUCGCUCAGAAAAUUCACGCAUACGUGUCUCUUUUUGGACGCAGUUGGCACACAUUUAAACAUUUCUGCAGAAGAACGGUGACGAGCUGGCGCAGGUUGCAGGGUGUUCGUGGAUAAUGCGAGACAGUGGCGGUAGCCUGGCCCAGAACCGCUGGCAGGGAGACCUGGGUCUGACUGCCGUGGGGCAAAACGACGCAGGAGGUGGAAUUCCAGGAGAUCAUCUCAUUGACCCAGUGUCUGGCCACAGCAUCUCCAGUCCUAUGCACCUUCGACUGGGGCAGAAAGAACAAGUUUGGAGGGGGGAGUUUGUGGGAGAUGAUGAUGAAGAUGGGAUUGGCAAGAUCGAAGCAAUAGAUGAUGAUGAGGAGGAGGAGGUAGAGGAGAAUAAUCUGGAUGGUGAUGAUGAGGCAGAGUUUGAAGAAGGCUGGGAUGAUGAGGAAGGAGAUGAUGAUGACGACGAUGAAGAAGAGGAGGAGGAGGAGGAAGUAGAAGAUGGCGGGGAGAUCCAUGAUGUAGAGGAGGUGGAGGAGGAAGGUGAUCAGGAAGACGUUGUCUGGGACGCCCCUGAUUUUUCAUCUCCAUCUAGCAAGUCAAUGCAGUCUCAACACCAUUAUGAAGCUGUGCGUCAAGUGGAGGAUGUCCAGGAUGCUGAUGCAGAAGUUGGCGUGUCGCCGGCUAAACCUAGGCUCUUGUUAAAGUCGCACCUCAGCAAGUACAGAGUUCUGAAACGGCUCAAGGGCUGGAGACGCUUUCAAACCCAACGAGGCCUUCGACUCACCCACAACUGGAAGAGUUGGCGCCAAAAGGCGCAGUGGAUUCACUCUGCCUGGCGACGCUACAACCAGCAUGGAAAGCAGAGAAAGUUAAAAAGAUAUCGAUAUGCAGAUGGUGACGAGGAGAGAUUCCCCUCAUCUGAGAGAGAUAAACAAACAAAUGGAUACUCAUUCGACAGACAAGUAGAGCAUGCAAGACGGGAGGUGGAGAGCAGGCCUGCCGAGCUGACGCUGACUGAGGAGCAUGUGAGCUGUGUGUCUGGUAUUCUUGAGGAGUCUCUGCGGCAGUACGGAAGUUUGAUCCCGAUCCAUGUGGAUGAUAUUAUAGAGAAGCUUCAAGAUAUCUUCACCGAGAGUUUCUCCCAGCCUUACAGGAAAUCAGUAGUGCAGCAUCUAUUACAGUCCUACCAGCGUGCCUCUGGCUCAGCUUUGGCUAAAACCUUCCGAGUCAACUACAAGCGUCACGUCCUGACCAUGGAUGACCUGGGAACACUGUACGGGCAAAACUGGCUCAAUGACCAGAUCAUGAACAUGUACGGUGACCUAGUGAUGGACGCUGUGCCUGAGAAGGUUCACUUUUUCAACAGUUUCUUCUAUGAUAAACUACGAACAAAAGGGUAUGAUGGAGUGAAGAGGUGGACGAAAAAUGUGGACAUUUUCCAGAAGGACCUGCUCUUGAUCCCGAUCCACCUGGAGGUUCACUGGUCGCUAGUCAGCGUUGACAUUCCUCGCAAGGCCAUUACUUACUUUGACUCCCAACGGACCCUCAACAGACGCUGCCCAAAGCACAUUUUUAAAUACCUGCAGGCGGAGGCGAUCAAGAAAGACCAACAGGAUUUUCUGACUGGCUGGAAGGGCUUCUUCAAAAUGAAUGUGGGUCGCCAGAACAAUGACAGCGACUGCGGAGCCUUUGUUCUCCAGUACUGCAAGUGUCUGGCGCUGGCUCAGCCCUUCAGCUUCGGUCAGCAGGACAUGCCGCGCCUGAGGAGACAAAUGUACAAAGAACUCUGUCACUGCAAGCUCAGCCUGUGAUCCCAGCAAGACCCACUCCCACCAAGACCGCAGUAGUCUGGAGAGUUGGGAUGGCAGCGAAGGAUAAACUGAGAAGAACCCCAACUUUUCAAAACAAACGAACUCCCACACAGAGAAGAGACUUGACUGUUGUUGGUGUUUCACGUUUUCUCUACACUUUUUGAACAUUUUGUUUCCAUGUGACAGUUAUUCCUUUUUUUUUGUUUUGUUUUGUUUUUUUUGGUUGACGAAGGCCAACGGUUGCUUCUGCGCUCAUCUGUGGGUUCAGACCCCUGAGACUCUCUGGACAGUGCAUGCUGAGGUCAUAUUUGGAAAAGCACCACUGCAUUGAUUGGAACUGUGACGCUGUGUUGGAGCAGCUUUCGGUUCCUCCGCCUUCAUCUGUCGUCCUGCAGACACAACUGCAGCAUCUGAUUCAAGACUGCCCAGAGGCUCCGGGUCUAACUGAGCUCUGCUGGGUACAGUGCUAGUGUCGGCCUCAGUUUUGGGAGCACAAAGACGCUUCACUGCUUCAUCUUCAAACAAUGGAUGAGGCGUCAGCUCGGUACUAGGUUCUGUUGCUCGUGUCUCUUCUGACGCUCUAAAUGUGAGAUGUGGUGCCACAGGAGCUUGAAGUAUUUAAAAAGCGUGUAUAAAGAGACAGACUUCACUCCUGAACAGCCAGUGUUAUUAUAGCAACUAAGCUACUGUUAUCUUCUGUGUGCUGAUCUGUCCACCAACGUGUUGCUUUGCUUUUCGCUUCAAACAAACUGUAAUCAGGAGGAUGCCUGUUAUGUUCAGAGAAAAUCCUCCAGUUUUUGUAAAGUUUUUUUUUUUUUUUUUUUGAGCCAUUGGUGCGAGGACAAGAGGGCGCAGGGCGGUCUGGUCAAGUGACGUGUCCUCUUCAAUUCUUUGUAUUCCAAGCCACACAUUUGAUUAUGUGUAUUUGCUUUACCCCCUUUUUUUAAUGAAAAAUGAUGCAACUGAGUUGACAUUUUUAUAUAUCUUCUACUGCGCAUUAAUGGUUGCAAAAAAAAUUAAACAAAAACUCAUCGUGGCAAAGAGCUUUGUGUCCUGAGAGUAAAUAUCACUUCUCCCUCACAUCCUACUGCUAAAUGAUCCACAGCUGCUGGGAGGAGGCCUCACCUAGAUCCCACAAUCCUUUGCAAUGAGGACUGAAUUUGUUGCCUAAAAAUCCAGUUUUGUCCACUGCCUCUUUUUUUAUUUGCAUUUAGACUUCAAUAAUGUUUUGUGGGAAUAUGCAAAAUUAAUUUUAUUUCAGAUGGGAUCAGGCCAGAGUGGGCAAGCAUCAGUGUGAUGAGAUCCAUAAGUGAACCAGCAACCAAGUUCUAGCUUUGGGAACCGUCGUCAUCCCUUGACCAAAGUCAAGAGAGAAAAAACUUGAGCAAAGAACUAAGUCAUUUCUGCAUCACCUCUAACAUUUUAAUGAUAGAUAAACGGCAGUGAAGAAUCACUGUUAAAGAUGGCUGUGGUGGGUUUUGGGAAUAGAAGCUCUCUUUUGGAGCUUUUGGACUGUAAAUACGGCUUUGAAAGUUGAUCAACGCGAUCAGCUUUCAAAGCCGUUGAAUAGACUGACUGGCUCAGUUAGAAGAUGUCCCACCGUAGUUACCUCACUGGGGUUCCAAGCCAUGACCUUCUCAACUUGACAACUUUCCUCAUAUUAUCUUCAGGUGUGGUCUCUUGAGGAAGAUACACUGAUAUCCACCAACAGGAAGGUUGGUGGAGCUGCUGCAGAGACUUGACGUAUCAGACCGCGUCUUAAACUGAUGGAGUCCGGCAAUAAUAUACAGCAUAUCGUUUUCAUUUCUUUUCAGGGGUCUGUAUGCAGAUUGGGUCCGCAUCUUUUUAUUCUGAGUUUUCAUUUAGAACGUCUAACACAGAAUCUACAAAGAGGGAUUGAAUCAUACAAAGAGAGAACAGAACUUUGUUUUAACAUUUUUAGAACGCACAGCCGACCUUUGAUCAAAUGGAAGCACAGAUGUGAUC